Striga hermonthica is the source of this 654-nucleotide messenger RNA. Lineage: Eukaryota; Viridiplantae; Streptophyta; Magnoliopsida; Lamiales; Orobanchaceae. The record is from the annotation of a GenBank genome assembly.
AUGAAAGAAUCUGGGGUGAUUAAUGAAGAAAAUAUUGAAGAAUCAAAAGUGGCUCUAGCUUACGGCCAGAUGAAUGAACCACCGGGAGCUCGAAUGAGAGUUGGUUUGACUGCCUUAACAAUGGCGGAAUAUUUCCGAGAUGUUAUUAAACAAAACAUACUUCUAUUUAUUGACAAUAUUUUCCGUUUUGUCCAAGCAGGAUCCGAAGUCUCAGCCUUAUUGGGUAGAAUGCCUUCCGCCGUCGGUUAUCAACCCACCCUGAGUACUGAAAUGGGCGCUUUACAAGAAAGAAUUACUUCUACCAAAGAAGGGUCCAUAACUUCUAUUCAAGCAGUUUAUGUACCUGCAGACGAUUUAACCGACCCUGCCCCUGCUACGACAUUUGCACAUUUAGAUGCUACUACCGUACUAUCAAGGGGAUUAGCUUCCAAAGGUAUCUAUCCGGCAGUAGAUCCGUUAGACUCAACUUCAACCAUGCUUCAACCUAGGAUCGUUGGUGAGGAACAUUAUGAAACUGCACAAAAAGUUAAGCAAACCUUACAACGUUAUAAAGAGCUUCAGGACAUUAUAGAUGUCCUUGGAUUGGAUGAAGUAUCCGAAGAGGAUCGUUUAACAGUAGCAAAAGCUCGAAAAAUUGAGCGUUUCUUAUCAUAA